Molecule: messenger RNA, 978 nt
Organism: Castor canadensis (American beaver)
Lineage: Eukaryota; Metazoa; Chordata; Mammalia; Rodentia; Castoridae
Gene: Or6y1
Product: olfactory receptor family 6 subfamily Y member 1
Biological process (GO): G protein-coupled receptor signaling pathway
Cellular component (GO): membrane
Molecular function (GO): G protein-coupled receptor activity; olfactory receptor activity
Source: RefSeq, a predicted model, not a curated record
AUGAUCGCCAAGACUCUGGAAGCAGAUAACCGUACCUCAACAACACAUUUUAUUCUUCUGGGAUUUCCAACAAGACCAACCUUCCAGUUUGUCCUCUUCUUUGUUUUCCUAGCCACAUACCUGUUGACACUGCUAGAGAACUUUCUUAUCAUCCUUGCCAUCCGCAGUGAUGGACAGUUGCACAAGCCCAUGUAUUUCUUUCUGAGCCACCUCUCUUUCCUGGAGAUGUGGUAUGUCACAGUCAUCAGUCCCAAGAUGCCAGUAGUCUUCCUUAGCCAUAACAAGAGCAUUUCGUUCAAUGGUUGUGUGACUCAACUUUAUUUCUUUGUGACCUGUGUCUGCACCGAGUACAUACUUCUAGCUGUCAUGGCCUUUGACCACUACGUAGCCAUUUGUAACCCACUCCGCUACCCUGUCAUUAUGACUGAUCAACUUUGUGGUGCACUGGCUGGGGGGUGCUGGUUCUGUGGACUCAUGACUGCCAUGAUUAAGAUGGUUUUCAUAGCCCAACUCCGCUACUGUGGUACACCUCAUAUCAAUCACUACUUUUGUGAUAUCUCUCCACUCCUCAAUGUCUCUUGUGAGGACUCCACACAGGCUGAGCUGGUGGACUUCUUUUUGGCCCUCCUGGUAAUUGUUGUCCCCCUUUGUGUGGUGGUGACAUCUUAUGUCACCAUUCUCACCACAAUCCUCAAGAUUCCUUCUGCUCAGGGCCGCCAAAAGGCAUUCUCCACCUGUGCCUCUCACCUGACAGUUGUAACUCUCUUCUAUUCCACAACCCUUUUUACCUAUGCCCGUCCCAAGCUCAUGUAUGCCUACAAUUCUAACAAAGUGGUAUCUGUUCUCUACACUGUGACUGUUCCACUUUUAAACCCCAUGACUUAUUGUCUAAGGAACCAUGAAGUAAAGGCAGCCCUCAAAAAGACCUUACUGUGCAAUGGAAGUGGGCACAGGGAAGAUGGGGAUUUCAGUAGUUAA